GAAUAUGUGAUUAUAUAAUACAAAUUAUAUUUGAUUAUUGUAAUUAACAUCCAUUAUCAAGAUGGACAUCAUUUACAGUUGGUGUAUUAUCUGGUGUUUAUUAAAUCUCAAUUUAAAUGGGAAAAGUUCCACAGAAGAUCCUAUUACUGAUAAUACAACAAUGACCAGUACAACAAGUGAUUUCACCAAUAAACCAGAAGAGGAAAACUCUACCACAGAUGACACUAAUUAUACUACAAUCCCCAGUUAUUCUAGUACUGACAUAAUCACAAACGAUGCUACAAAUUUAAAAUGUCAACGAAUAUUCUACAUGAUAGUUGGAUUGAUCAGUCUAAUGGCAAUCAAUUAACGAAAAAAAGCACUUACUCUCUGUAAUCAAUGUAUAACUAGUUUCAUGUAUUUCAUAAAACAAUUCAUUAAACUAUUAACCGUGAACUGUUAGUAACAGUAAUUGAAUAGUUACCUUUCUUCCCUUUUCUUGUAAUAUGAACAUUUUAUUGAUUUAAAUCAGAGUAAUUAGUUACCAAAUUUGAAUGAUAUAUAUUUUUAAAAAAAAACUUUUUUCAAAAUUAUAAUAG
Molecule: messenger RNA, 578 nt
Organism: Schistosoma haematobium
Lineage: Eukaryota; Metazoa; Platyhelminthes; Trematoda; Strigeidida; Schistosomatidae
Exons: 9
Coding region: 62-349 (95 amino acids)
Source: RefSeq, a predicted model, not a curated record